GAAAUGAAAUGACGAAAAUAAGGGCAAUCAAAGGUAUUGUUGGUGGGAGGAUGCCAAAUGCCAAUUGCUAAGCGAAGAGCUCCCAUAAUUACCCCCUCAACCAAGAGAACCGCCUUGUUGGCUUCUUCGCAUAUAUAUACGAUUACAAUUUCAUACACGAACGAACACGAUGAUGUUGCCAAAGAGCAGCCAAUAGAUCAAAGAAAGACAGAGAAACGUGAAGAAAAAUGAGCGCGCUCAAGAAGCCCAAGCUAGAGGAAGGAGAAGAACAAGGCGGCGACGAGAACGGCAAAGCAGACGACACCACCAGCUUCACCGAGCAAGAAGAAGCUCUGGUGGCUCUGAUCGAACAUCGCACCAAGGAAGUCGAGCAUCUCCGCCAACGCAUCUCCUAUUACCAAUCCCAGCUUGAUCAAGCAGAGAGAAGAUUGGAGGAUUCAGAGUCUAAAUUAGCUCGCCUGAGAGGCCGCAGCACCAUCACAUCCUUCAAUAACUCUAAAGGAGAUGUUAGUAAAAAUGUUAAAGUUGAGUGCAGGUCAACUAGUCCCAUUCAGAUCACUGAAACUUCUUCUCAAAGCCAAUCUCUAUCUAGACCACAGCUGUUAAUUCCUGCUGCAAACCCCAAAAUUUCCCAGCCUAUGAGAAUGGUGGGAUCCGGUACCAAAGCUUCAAGUGGUUCUCAUGCUGAAGAUAGGAUAUCAGGUCUGAAUCACAUUGAUAGUGUUUCAAAACAGAAGGGGGAUAAAUCUCAUAAAAUUUCUUCUGAGCAGGAAGCUAGCGAAAUUCAAACCAAAGGGACAAAAAGGAAAUUUGAGCAGAAGGAACACAAAGAAUUGAUACCUUUGAUUCGUAGCCAUUCUUCUCCAAGCUUGAUUCGCUGCCAGACGGGUUGUGUUUUCCCCAGUCAACACAAGAGAAAGUUGAGAAGUCUUGUGUUGUGCCCGACAAAUGAGCAGCUAUUUGUGACCAGUGCUUUGGAUGGAGUUGUCAACUUGUGGCAAGUUCAAGGCAGAGGAUCAAGUGCCAGUCUAUUAAGUAGCACUGACAGUGUAUCACCAAAGCAGAGGAGAUGGCCAGAAGAUAUAGCAUGGCACCCAGAGGGCAGCAGCCUAUUCUGUGUGUACAGUGCUGAUGGUGGAGACUCCCAGAUAUCAGUGCUGAAUCUGAAUAAAACAAAAGGGGGAAUGCGUGUAUCUUUCUUGGAGGAGAAGCCUCAUGUUAAGGGCAUUAUCAACAACAUAGUUUUCAUGCCAUGGGACAAAGUCUGUUUUGUUACUGGUGGCAGUGAUCAUGCCGUAAUGCUAUGGGCAGGUAAAGAUGGAGAAAACUCAUGGAAGCCAAAAGCAUUGCACAGGAGUCUACAUUCAUCAGCUGUAAUGGGAGUUGCUGGUAUGCAGCAGAAGCAGAUUGUAUUGUCUGUAGGUGCAGACAAGAGAAUUAUUGGGUUUGAUUUACUGGCAGGGAGGGCAGACUAUAAACAUCAAAUAGAAAGCAAAUGCAUGAGUGUUCUACCUAAUCCGUGCGACUUCAAUCUAUUCAUGGUGCAGACUGGAACUCCAGGGAGACAGCUGCGCUUGUUUGAUAUAAGAUUGAGGCAGACAGAGAUCCAUGCUUUUGGUUGGAAGCAAGAAAGUAGCGAAUCGCAGUCUGCUCUGAUAAAUCAGGCAUGGUCCCCCGAUGGGUUCUAUAUCACAUCUGGUUCAGCUGACCCUGUUGUCCACAUCUUCGAUAUCAGGUAUAAUGCUCAUCAACCUUCCCAGUCAAUCAGAGCACAUCAAAAACGAGUCUUUAAGGCCGAAUGGCAUCACUCUCUCCCACUCCUGAUCUCCAUUUCUUCGGAUCUGAACAUUGCUUUGCACAAAAUUACAUGAAAGUUGUUCUGAUCUAAGCAGUAGCUCACCUCUUUGCUCAUUUUUUGGCCCCAUUGCUCCUCAUUUUUUGCCGCCAUUGUUGUACAAGGGCAGCAGCUGUUGUAGUGUGAAAAGUAUUUAACUUAUACUCUGAAAUCAUAUAACUCAUUUUGAAUCUUGA
Molecule: messenger RNA, 2031 nt
Organism: Diospyros lotus (date-plum)
Lineage: Eukaryota; Viridiplantae; Streptophyta; Magnoliopsida; Ericales; Ebenaceae
Exons: 7
Coding region: 228-1871 (547 amino acids)
Molecular function (GO): protein binding
Source: RefSeq, a predicted model, not a curated record